Messenger RNA from Dentiscutata heterogama, 1536 nucleotides. The record is from the annotation of a GenBank genome assembly. NCBI's taxonomy places the organism in Eukaryota, Fungi, Glomeromycota, Glomeromycetes, Diversisporales, Gigasporaceae.
ACUCCGAAACGGGCAACAUUCAGGCAAAUGACACGUUUCCACACGGAUGAAUAUAUCCAUUUUUUGGAGAGAGUCACGCCACUAAACGUUGAGGAACUGUCGCAGCAGCAAACAAGAUUUAAUGUUGGAGAAGAUUGUCCUAUUUUUGAAGGGCUAUUUGAAUUCUGUUCUAUCUCUGCUGGUGGAUCAAUUGAUGCUGCCAAUAAAUUGACCAGUGGAGAAUCGGAUAUAGCGAUAAACUGGUCUGGAGGUCUACACCACGCAAAAAGGUUCGAGGCAUCCGGAUUUUGCUACGUGAAUGAUAUAGUGUUAGCUAUUUUAGAGCUUUUAAGGUUUUAUCAACGCGUCCUCUAUAUUGAUAUUGAUAUACAUCAUGGUGAUGGUGUGGAAGAAGCUUUUUACACCACUGAUCGAGUUUUGACUUGCUCAUUCCACAAGUUUGGACAAUUUUUUCCUGGUACCGGUGAUGUCUCGGAUAUUGGUAUUGGUACUGGGAAGUAUUACGCAGUGAAUUUCCCAUUAAAGGAUGGCAUGGAUGACUGGAAUUACCAAAAUGUUUUUCGUCCGGUAGUACAACAUAUAAUUGAGUGGUAUCGACCUGGAGCAAUAGUUUUACAAUGUGGUGCCGAUUCACUCGCUGGUGAUCGACUAGGCUGUUUCAAUCUUUCUAUGAAGGGACAUGCUGCUUGUGUCGAUUUCGUAAAAGAUUUUAAUAUUCCGCUUCUGGUUGUGGGUGGAGGUGGAUACACAAUCCGUAACGUAGCUCGUGCUUGGACGUAUGAAACUGGAUUAUUGCUUGGGGAACAGCUUAGCGAAGAUCUACCAUACAAUAACUUCUUGGAAUACUAUGGACCAAAUUACAAACUUGACGUUCCUGCAAAUAAUAUGGAAAAUAUGAACACACCUGCCUACUUAGCUGAUAUGAAAGCAAAAGUAUUUGAAAAUCUGCGGAAUAUUCCUUUUGCUCCUAGUGUUCAAAUCCAUCAACGACAGCUGAAUACACGCGUUGUUCCAGAAAAUGAAUUUUCCGAUUCUGAGGAUGAAGGUGGAAGGCGACAUGAGAGGAGUUAUUAUACUAAUGGAAAGUCAGGAGAGUCUUCAGCACGUAAGGCUCGUGCAAACAACAAAACAGCUUUACAUAAUGAAAGUGAAAGUCGUGGGUCAUCUUCGCGUUCUGGUAAGACAAACAGCGGAAUUAGAGAUCAAGGACGCAACAAACCAUCAAGGUCCAAUCAAAUAUUUGACGAUGUACUCAACACUACAGUGAGCACUAGUGUUCCACCAGCAGAUAGACCAUCGAUAAUGACUCCUUCGCCAAAUUCCUCUCGACCUCCUGCCCCACCUUCCGAUGUUGCACAAGAGGAUGUAGCAUCAGCACCUGGUACCCCACCAAUAUCAAAUGCUAAUAAUGCUAACGAAACUGUCACUGGGGCAAAUGAAACGACGACUACUACUAUGGAAAUAGAUACUGUUGAACCUGAAUCUGAGCCGAUAGCGAAAGAUGAGGAAACUGAUGAUGUUACAAUGCAAUCGUGA